GUCCGGGAUUUAUUUCUAUUCAGAUUCUGGGGUCUCUCUCUAUCCAGGGUCCGGGGCUUAUUUAUUUUCAGAUUCUGGGGUCUCUCUCCAUCCGGGGUCCGGGGUUUAUUUCUGAUGAAUUCAGAGUUUAGUCUCCGGUCCGACGCCCAAAAGGCCCCGGUCCCCGGGCUGGAUUCGGACUCACCCCGGGAACAGGACCCGGUCCCCGGGCUGGAUUCGGACUCACCCCGGGAACAGGACCCGGUCCCCGGGCUGGAUUCGGACUCACCCCGGGAACAGGACCCGGUCCCUGGGCUGGAUUCGGACUCACCCCGGGAACAGGACCCGGUCCCCGGGCUGGAUUCGGACUCACCCCGGGAACAGGACCCGGUCCCCGGGCUGGAUUCGGACUCACCCCGGGAACAGGACCCGGUCCCCGGGCUGGAUUCGGACUCACCCCGGGAACAGGACCCGGUCCCCGGGCUGGAUUCGGACUCACCCCGGGAACAGGACCCGGUCCCCGGGCUGGAUUCGGACUCACCCCGGGAACAGGACCCGGUCCCCGGGCUGGAUUCGGACUCAGCCCAGACCCAGGGCCCGGUCCCCGGGCUUCUCUAUUUCGCUUUCAUCCCCCCGGGGCUGAAGCCCAAAUAUCUGCGGCACAUGAUGUCGGAUUUCGGGGAGGUCGGGAGAGUUUUCAUCCAAGAAACAGACCAACGGCAGCAACAUCAUCAUCGUCAUGGUGAGGGCAAACCUGGACACAGGGCCAGGGGUGAAGUGAGGAAGUUAGUAAUUAUCCAGCCAAGUAAGAAACUAGAAACUGGGCUCGUCAAUGGACUCAAUGGAAAAAGGCUAACUGAGAAUAAUGGAAGCAACUCUAUAACGAAAGGUCUCCUAAGAACUGUGGCAUUUACCUUUGUGAACAACAGCAUGGUCUCCAAUAAAUAUAGAAAUUUCAAGUCCUUCCUAAAGUGUGAUCUGGCUGCAGAGUCCAGUAACCGCAGAGAUAGCAAAGGUUCAUGA
Messenger RNA from Carcharodon carcharias (great white shark), 1002 nucleotides. RefSeq names its product splicing factor 3A subunit 2-like. Gene Ontology annotation, molecular function: RNA binding. NCBI's taxonomy places the organism in Eukaryota, Metazoa, Chordata, Chondrichthyes, Lamniformes, Lamnidae. Gene Ontology annotation, biological process: endonucleolytic cleavage in 5'-ETS of tricistronic rRNA transcript (SSU-rRNA, 5.8S rRNA, LSU-rRNA); endonucleolytic cleavage to generate mature 5'-end of SSU-rRNA from (SSU-rRNA, 5.8S rRNA, LSU-rRNA); endonucleolytic cleavage in ITS1 to separate SSU-rRNA from 5.8S rRNA and LSU-rRNA from tricistronic rRNA transcript (SSU-rRNA, 5.8S rRNA, LSU-rRNA). Bases 115 to 1002 code for a protein of 295 amino acids. Gene Ontology annotation, cellular component: nucleolus. The transcript is spliced from 5 exons. The record is from RefSeq and is a predicted model, not a curated record.